This is a messenger RNA of Acaulospora morrowiae, 744 nucleotides long. Lineage: Eukaryota; Fungi; Glomeromycota; Glomeromycetes; Diversisporales; Acaulosporaceae. The record is from the annotation of a GenBank genome assembly.
AUGUCACUGCUGCACAUCCUUUUCAUUGGUCUAAUCUAUUUACCAUCUAUUCUGGCCAAGCUUAAGGGCCUGAAAUCGCUUAAGAAUGACGAGCCACUUGACAUAAAUGCCCAAUGGUCACCCGAAGAUUCUCACUGCAUUAAUGUUUUAACACCACCUCCAAACACAAUCUUGGCACCUUACUACCGCGUCUACAUUCGUUGGUCCACGGACCCGGAAUGUGAUCCCAUGAACAAAUUAACAAAUUUCCUGAUAACCCUGCAUAAUGACCCCAAGUCAUCCGGGAAUUCCAUAGUAACGUACGGUUCCGAGCCUAAAAUCACAUCAAAGUGGUCACAACCGAUUACUUCGAACGUGAUUUCAAACGAAUUUUUGUGGACCGUGCCGUUAAUUCAACAGGACGAUGGAUUUGGCAGUUCAGCUAUCAAGAAUACGUCAUUAUUUUAUAUCCGAAUUGAAACGGAGGCGAUGAUUGACGAUCACAUGCGUACCGCUUUUGGAAUCACGGGACCUUUAACGAUUAAAAGUAAUCCUGAUAAAGAAAACAAAACCUUAUUUGCACCGGUGAAAGAAGUCCUGAAAGCCCAGGUGUUAAGUAGCUCAAACGGAAGUACAUUCAAGAAUGUGUCAUCCGGAAUUAUACAAGUGAAAAUAUUGUGGAAGUGGGUAUGCGACAUGGUGACACGUCGCGGAAAAAUUGGGAAAAUGAACGAGAAUGAGUUAGACGCGUCCAGGACACAUACC